AUGCCCCCCCCGCGCUGCCUGCACUGCUCGCGCCCCCCGGCGCUGCUGCGCCCGCGCUGCGGCUCCCCCCUUUGCCGCGGCUGCUUCGUGCGGCGCUUCGAGGCCGAAGCCCUUCGCUCCCUGGCGCCGGGCUCCCGCCCGCCCGCGCCGGGUCCCGGCGCCACCGUGGCCGUGGCCGCAUCCGGCGGGAAGGACUCGACGGUGCUGAGCCACCUCCUGCAGCGCUUCGCCCCGCGCCUGGGCUGGCGCCUGGCGCUGGUCUCGGUGGACGAGGGCAUCGCCGGGUACCGGGAGGCGGCGCUGGCGGCCGUGCGCAGGGGCCGCGGCUCCCCCCCGCUCCUCGUGCUCUCCCACCGGGAGCUGUUCGGCUGGAGCGUGGAUGAGCUGGGGCCGGCGCUAGGACCCGGCUCCCGCUGCACCUUCUGCGGCGUCAUGAGGAGGCAGGCGCUGGAGAGGGCGGCCCGGCUGCUGGGCGCCGACUGGAUCGCCACUGGGCACAACGCCGACGACAUCGCUGAGACCGUCCUGAUGAACUUCCUGCGCGGGGACGUGGCGCGGCUGCGGCGCACGGCCACCGAGGCCACCGGCGGCACCGGGGACCCCACGGGGACCUCCAGGGACACCGGGGACACCAUAGAGACCUCCAGUGACCCCAUAGAGACCUCCAGUGACCCCAUAGGGACCUCCAGUGACACCGUAGGGACCUCCAGGAGCUCUGGGACCACCAAGAACCCCAUGGAGAGCACCAGAAACCCCAUGGGAGACACCCCGGAGGCUGCUGUGAGGUCCAUGGAGAUCAGUGCAGGCUCUGUGACCACCGAGGACCCCAUGGACACCACCAAGAACCCAAUGGAAGCCAUCAAGAACCCAAUGGAAGCCAUCAAGACCCCAAUGAAGACCCCCAUAAACCCCAUGGACACCACCAAGAACCCCAUCAACACCACCCCAGACCUUAUAGAGACCCUGAUGAGCUUCAUGAAGGUCCUUAUGGGGUCUCCAGCCACCCCAAACCCUAUGGAAACCACCCCAAACCCCACAGAAACCACCCCAAACCCCACAGAAACCACCCCAAACCCCAUAGACACCACCCCAAACCCCAUAAAGACCACCAAGAACCCAAUGAAGACCCCCAAGAACCCCACGGACACCCCCAUAAACCCCAUAGACACCACCAAGAACCCCAUAGACACCACCCCAGACCCUAUAGAGACCCUGAUGAGCUUCAUGAAGGUCCCUAUGGGGUCUCCAACCACCCCAAACCCCAUAGACACCACCCCAAACCCCAUAAAUACCACCCCAAACCCCAUGGACACCACCAAGAACCCAACGAAGCCCAUCAAGAACCCAGUGAAGACCCCCAAGAACCCCAUAGCCACCACCCCAGACCCGGUAGAGACCCUGAUGAGUUUCAUGAAGGUCUCUAUGGGGUCUCCAACCACUCCAAACCCCAUAGAAACCACCCCAAACCCCAUAGACACCACCCCAAACCCCAUAAAUACCACCCCAAACCCCAUAGAAACCACCCCAAACCCCAUAAAGACCACCCCAAACCCCGUGGACACCACCCCAGACCCUAUAGAGACCCUGAUGAGUUUCAUGAAGGUCCCUAUGGGGUCUCCAACCACCCCAAACCCCAUAGACACCAUCAAGAACCCAAUGAAGACCCCCAUAAACCCCAUGGACACCACCAAGAACCCCAUAGGCACCACCCCAAACCCCAUAAAUACCACCCCAAACCCCAUGGACACCCCCAAGAACCCAACGAAGCCCAUCAAGACCCCAACGAAGACCCCCCUAAACCCCACAAACACCCCCAAGAAGCCCCUCAAGACCCCAGCGGAGCCCCCUCAGGCCAGCGGGAAGCCCUCGGGGGCGCCGUGGCCGCCGGUGCCGCGGUGCAAGCCGCUGCGCCACGCCUACGAGAAGGAGAUCGUGCUCUACGCCUACUUCCAGGGCUUGGAGUACGUGAGCACCGAGUGCGUGUACGCGCCGCAGGCCUUCCGCGGCCACGCCAGGGCCCUGCUCAAGGAGCUGGAGGCCGCCAGGGCCCCGGCCGUGGCCGCCCUGGGCCACUCGAGCCGCCGGCUGCGGGUGGGUGCUGAGGGCGGCGGCAGGGUGCUGGGCGCCUGCCGCAGGUGCGGGUUCGCCGCCAGCCGGGAGCUGUGCAAGGCCUGCGUGCUCCUGGCCGCCCUAGAGAGGGGCAGGCCCAAGGUGGGGCUGGGGAAGAGGGCGCUGGAGGUGGCCAAGGAGGAGGGGGAUGGGGGGAGGGGUGGGGGGUGGGGGGGUGUGGUUGUAGGGGUGAGGGUCAUGGGCAUGGGGGCUAUGGGGCGGGUAGUUGUGGGGCUGGGGGUCAUGGGGGUAAUGGGGAUGGGGGCUAUGGGGUGUGUGGUUGUAGGGGUGAGGGUCAUAGGGGUGAUGGGCAUGGAGAUGGUGGCCAUAGGGGUGAUGGGCAUAGGGAUGGGGGCUAUGGGGAUGGGGGCUAUGGGGUGUGUGGUUGUAGGGCUGGGGGUCAUGGGGGUGAUGGAUAUGGGGAUGGGGGCAAUGGGGUGUGUAGUUGUAGGGCUGGGGGUCAUAGGGGUGGUGGGCAUGGAGAUGGUGGCCAUAGGGGUGGUGGAUAUGGGGAUGGGGGCAAUGGGGUGUGUGGUUGUAGGGGUGAGGGUCAUAGGGGUGGUGGGCAUGGAGAUGGUGGUCAUGGACCUGAUGGCCAUAGGGGUGAGGGACAUGGGGAUGGUGGUGGCCAUAGGGAUGGUGAUCAUGGAGCUGAUGGCCAUAAGGGUGAAGGAGGUCAUGGUCAUGGGGAUGGAGGCUAUGGGGCGUGUAGUUGUAGGGCUGGGGGUCAUGGGGGUGAUGGGCAUGGGGAUGUUGGCCAUAGGGGUGAUGGACGUGGGGAUGGGGGCAAUGGGGAUGGGGGCUAUGGGGCGUGUAGUUGUAGGGCUGGUGGCCAUGGGGUUGGUGGCCAUAGGGUUGACCGCCAUGGGGCUAUUGGCCAUGGGGCUAUUGGCCAUGGGGCCGGUGGCCGUGGGGCUGUCGACCCCCUGGCGGGGGUGGAGGUGGAGGUGGUGGGGGCCGGGGGCCGGACCCUGAGGCGACGGGUGCUGGGGCUGGGCCGGGCCCGGGGGGCCCUCAACAUCUGGGACUUCUGAUGGGGCACUUGGGGGGAAGUUGGAGGCGCUUGGGGGUUAUUGGGGUACUUGGGGGGUGCUUGAGGGGCACUUGGGGGCAGUUGUGGGUCCCUGGGGGCAGUUAGAGGGACUUGGAGGGCAGUUGUGGGGCGCUUGAAGUGGUUGGAGGGCAGUUGGGGGGGUCCCCAUUGGGGGGAGGGGGGUGGGUGCGCUAGGACCCAGGGCAGGAGGGGGCGUGGCCUUACCCAAGGAAGCGGAGCCACCCGUGGAAACCACGCCCCUCCCUGCUGCCGAUUGGCUGUUGUGUGUGACAUCAUCAAUGGCCCCUCCCGGGGGGGGGGGGGCUUGUGGCUCCCUAUGUGAAAGAGCCGCGAGUCAUGGGCGGGGCCAUGCAAAUGAUGUCAAUAAACUGAUUGAAGGGA
Messenger RNA from Strigops habroptila (Kakapo), 3544 nucleotides. RefSeq lists its product as uncharacterized. The transcript is spliced from 2 exons. Gene Ontology annotation, molecular function: tRNA binding. Gene Ontology annotation, cellular component: mitochondrion; cytosolic tRNA wobble base thiouridylase complex. Bases 1 to 3084 code for a protein of 1027 amino acids. The record is from RefSeq and is a predicted model, not a curated record. Gene Ontology annotation, biological process: tRNA wobble position uridine thiolation. NCBI's taxonomy places the organism in Eukaryota, Metazoa, Chordata, Aves, Psittaciformes, Psittacidae.